AUGCCCGCGUCUGCUCUGUUGAUCACUGGAAUGAUCACGUCUAUGACGGAGAAGUACGCCUUGUACGAGAACACUGGAGACAGAUCCUACCUCAGCGACUUGUACGACAACGUAGAGUUGUACGGUAUCUUGUAUCUCGUUGGCGCUGCUGUGAUCGCGAUCUUCAUGUACAUGCAGACUUACUGCUUUAAGUUUAUCGAGGAAAAGACGACGACGCGUCUCCGUAACACGAACUUCGAGAGUCUCUGUCGACAGAACGUUGGGUUCUUCGAUGAGAAAGAGAACGCGACCGGUGCGCUGACGGCUGACCUCGCCACGAACGCCACCAAGGUUGCAUUACUGUCCGGUGACUCGCAAGCUCGUGUGUUCCAAGCCAUCUUCACGUUGAUCGCGGCUUUGGUGAUCUCGUUUGGCUUCGGGAGCUGGCUAUUGUCUCUCAUCAUGUUGGCUAUUAUGCCGUUCUUGCUGUUUGGGCAUAUCGCUCGUAUGAAGCAAAUGCAAGGCGGAGGUUUAAUCUCGGACGAUUUGGCCAUCCCAGGCGCCCAUGCGUCCGAGGUUCUCAGCAAUAUUCGAACUGUUGCUGCUCUGGGGAUUGAAAAGAGAUCUGCUGACGUUUUCGAUGAGUUACUGGAAGAACCGCUCCAGAAAGGCAGCAAGGAGGCGCAGAUUAAUGGCGCAUCGCUUGGUUUCAGCUCGUUCAUUAUGAUGGCGACGUACUCACUCAUCUUCUGGUUUGGAGCCAAGAAGGUGAAUGACGGAUCGGUUGGAUUUACGGAGAUGAUGCGAACUCUCAUGGCAAUUAUGAUGUCAGUUCAAAUUGUCAGUGGUGCCUCGUCCUUUAUGGGGGAUGCACCGAAGGCGUUCAAGGCCGGAUCGACUAUCUUUGCUAUCCGUGACCGAGUUACUCCGAUCGAUUCUUUUGAUCCAGAUGGGCUUCGUCUGCCUAAGGUCGAAGGGCGUCUGGAGUUCAAGGACAUCUCGUUCCGGUACCCGACGCGUCCGGAGAUCAACGUGCUUAAGCACUACACCCUCACUAUCGAGGCAGGUCAGACUGUGGCGUUCUGUGGACCCAGUGGCGGCGGCAAGAGUACUAUUAUUUCGCUCAUCGAGCGCUUCUACGACCCUGUGGUGGGUGAAGUUCUAUUGGACGGCCACAAUAUUAAGGACCUGAACUUGGGUUGGCUACGUAGUCAGAUUGGACUGGUGGGUCAGGAGCCCAUGCUCUUCAUUGGAACCAUCGCUGAGAACAUCGCGUACGGCUUGGCAGAGCAGCCGAGUCAGCAACAGAUCGAAGAAGCUGCCAAGAUGGCCAACGCGCACGACUUCAUCACGCAGUUCCCGGCCGGCUACGACACUCAGGUAGGGAUGAAGGGGGAGCAGUUGUCGGGAGGGCAGAAGCAGCGUAUCGCCAUUGCUCGAGCUAUUCUGAAGAACCCGAACGUCUUAUUGCUGGAUGAAGCCACGAGCGCGCUGGACUCGGAGAGCGAAAAGGUGGUACAGGAAGCGCUGGACAAGGUGGUGGCGUUGAAGCGACGGACAACUAUCGUCAUUGCUCAUCGGUUGUCGACGAUUCGCCGCGCUGACAAGAUUUGUGUCGUGAGCGGAGGCAAGAUCGCGGAGCAGGGCACACACCAGGAGUUGUUGCAGCUGAAUGGGAUCUACGCUGGUCUCGUGGAGUCUGCGUCGAUGUGA
Phytophthora infestans T30-4 is the source of this 1692-nucleotide messenger RNA. RefSeq names its product ATP-binding Cassette (ABC) Superfamily. Gene Ontology annotation, molecular function: ATP binding; ABC-type transporter activity; ATP hydrolysis activity. The transcript has a single exon. Bases 1 to 1692 code for a protein of 563 amino acids. The record is from RefSeq and is a predicted model, not a curated record. Gene Ontology annotation, biological process: transmembrane transport. Lineage: Eukaryota; Oomycota; Peronosporomycetes; Peronosporales; Peronosporaceae. Gene Ontology annotation, cellular component: membrane.